This is a messenger RNA of Eurytemora carolleeae, 804 nucleotides long. RefSeq names its product venom carboxylesterase-6-like. The record is from RefSeq and is a predicted model, not a curated record. Lineage: Eukaryota; Metazoa; Arthropoda; Copepoda; Calanoida; Temoridae. The transcript is spliced from 10 exons. Bases 22 to 804 code for a protein of 260 amino acids.
AUAUAAUCAAAAUAACGAAGAAUGAUAAUUGGUUCAACUAUUUGUUUUGUAGGCCUUAUUCUUACAGCAAAGUUUUUCAAAGAGCCUAGCAGGUGGCAUCUUCUAAUGAAAGAGUGGAGUAUAUGGGCCCCACUUCUUUUAUUUAAUCGGGAGCGGGAUGAGAUGAGCUGUGAGGACAGGAUCGAUGUAAAGAACAUCUCCAGGUUCUAUUUCGGGGUAGAGAACCCUGCAGAGGUCCCAUACUCAGAGGAGAAUAUUCUCAAGUUAACAGAUAUGGUUGGCUUAUCCUGGUUCUUUUUCUCAUUUGACCGGGAUAGCAAACUUCUAGCUAAUAAUGGAACACCAGUUUACACGUUUAUCCUGACCUCUCCUCCAGAUUUUUCAGUUUUCGAUUUGUUCAGAUUAAAAAUGGGUGAAAUUGGUCGAAUGUUCUUUUUCCGGAGAUUUGGAUACAAUCCCUUUAAUCAGAAAUAUGGAGUUUGCCACGGAGAUGAUCUUUGUUUCUUGUUCCCGUUUAAUGUUCCUGGGUUCCCUACACGUGUAAAAACUGAAGAACAAAAGAAUACACAAAAAUAUUUAGUUGAUAUGGUUUAUUCAUUUGCCGUAGAUGGUGUUCCAAAAUUGUCAGAUGUGCAUUGGCCACCACUUUCCAAGACCAACAGUGAAUACCUUGAUAUAGGAAGCUGUCUUAUGCUUACCAGAAGUACACAUCUAGAUAAUCAGGAAGAAAAGGAAAGAAUACCUUCUAUCCGUCCUUUCACAGAGUUCCAUGCACAGAUUGCGGUCAAUAGAGCAAAUUUGUAG